Messenger RNA from Nymphaea colorata (pocket water lily), 5037 nucleotides. RefSeq names its product receptor-like serine/threonine-protein kinase ALE2. Gene Ontology annotation, molecular function: protein kinase activity; ATP binding. The coding region runs from base 666 to 4265 and encodes 1199 amino acids. The record is from RefSeq and is a predicted model, not a curated record. Gene Ontology annotation, biological process: protein phosphorylation. NCBI's taxonomy places the organism in Eukaryota, Viridiplantae, Streptophyta, Magnoliopsida, Nymphaeales, Nymphaeaceae. The transcript has 15 exons.
UCCUUGGACGCGAUUAAAGAAAUGGGUUGAUUUCAGAGCGUCGUCUAGUGGUGCUCCGAGCCGAAGUCCGCUCAUCUCUGUUCAGGGUGGUGCCUGAAACCGAUGCCCCGUUAAUAGUCCAAGCAGCGUUGCCCACUAAAAAAGCAUAUUGCUUCACCAUCAUCUUCCUCUCUUUGCUUUUUUUUUUUUUCCUUUUCUCUUUUACUUUUUCCUUUUUUUGUUGCUUAAACAAAAGGCAGAAAGAGGAACGCCCACUGAGACGGAAGAGGAUUCCCUCUGGUGAGUUGCUUCAGCAAAGGAGUUUGCUACAUGGUAAAAGAAAGAGGUCGAACUGGGCAGCUUUUGUUUUAAGUUUAUCUCCUUCUGGAGCUUCAGUUUCGCCCGAAAUAAUGGCUUUGAGACAGUUGCUUGCCUACCAAAUCUCUGAAAUCCCUUGCAGAAGUUCCAAGGCCGAGUGCCCACUUUCUCUUUUUUGAUGACUUGGGUGGCUUGCUUUUUUCUGGGUUAAUGGUGGUGGCGGUAGCCCCUGGCUUUGAUUUGUGGGAAGAGUUGGGUGUCAAGGUGGUUGAAGGGCGUGGGAGUUGGCCUGUUUGGUGGUUCAGUUGCGUUGCAUGAUGUGAAAUUGGUGGCCUUGCUUGGCUGCGGAUGCUGUUCUUGAUCCGGCUAUGGAAGGGGAGAGCUCUGUGAGAAAGCGGGUUCUCUGGGCUGCCGUGGUGAUCGUGCUUCUUGUUUGUUUCCUAUGUGCAGUUCUUCUUCCGAGAUUCCAUGGAUUAUUGGCAGGCACUGGCACACUGUCCUGGCAAACUUAUCCAUCUCUGCCACCAUAUAUUGAUGAAAGAGGUUUUGGUGAAGGAUCUCUUGUGAAAUCACCAAUUCUGCAAAUGCCAGCCCUCACCAUUGCACUCACAGUUUCAGCUAAACAGCCGACACCAAGAAUUAUGCAACAGCUAGUUCCUUCUCUGCCCCCAGAUGCCUUAUUCCAUUAUAAUGCUUAUCAUCCAUUCCUUCCACAAAUAAGUCCAUCUGCGCCACCUCAUCCAAAUCCAGCAGUAGUAGAUGGGAGAAGACCUCCAAUGUCUGAAGCACCAAUUCAGUCAACCACACAUGAAGGCAUCGCAUCUCCUCCUGCAGUUGUUUCACAUAGCAAUUUGGCACCACAGGUCGCCAUGGAUCAAAUGGUCCCAACCCCACCACCGGAUGUAAGAAGCGAGAGAUCACAUUUGGCAACAGCUUCCCCUCCUAACAAAGCAUUACCACCAGUUGAGGAUGCUGAAAAUGGAUUCCUUUUUUCUCCGCCAAGUUUGUCUCCUUCAAUUCCCCAUGCUAGAAAACGGGUAUCUGGCAAAAGAAACCAUGAAACAGCACCAAAGACUCAUAUACUUUCCCCUGGUGGUGCCAUGAUUGAGAGGGCACCACCACCUAUGGUUGAAUCAGCUCCAUUGGCUGCACCACCAAAGCAACCAUUAAAGCUCUCAAGCAUGCAAGACACAGCUCCAUCUAUUUCUGCGGCUAGUCCUUCAGUUGGGUUAAAUAUACAAGAACCAGCUGCUUCACCACCCUGGGUAUCUCCUCCUAUUGAUUGGUGGCAACACAACAGUCAUUCGUGGCCUCCAACUGCCCCUGAGCAAGGUACUCCUCAUGCACAUCCUACAUUUAAAAGGACAGCAAGUCCUCCAAGUGUAACACACCCGCAACCAAAUGCACCUUCCAAGUCCCUUAUAACAGAAGGCUCAAGUCCUGUGUCAGCACCAUCUAAUUUGUUGCCUUCUCCAUUGCCUGUUAUAGCUCCAGCUCCACAGCAAGUGAACAGGUCCAUACCAUCAGCUUCCAAACAUCAUAAGGAGACAACAAAUCAUUUUCCUUCUCCACCUUCAGUUUCCCCACCCAAUGAAAGAGGUCCAUCUACCUCGCCAGCUUAUUCUCAAAAUCCUCUUCCACCAGCUGUAUCUCCAGUUUGGAGGUCACACAUGCCACGUGUUGCCCCUUCCUUACAUAGAGGUCUUCCCCAUUCCCCUGCUAAAUCACCACUUCCUUCCAUAGAGAGUUCAGGAUCUCCUUCAGGCUCCAGUUAUCCUUCUGUUGUUUCUCCUUCUCCAUCACCCUCAGAGAAACCAAGAAAACCAGCAGUGCCACUACCUGCUCGAGUAUUACCACCACCUCCUCCUAACCAAGAUUGUGAGCAAUUUGAGUGCAGAGAACCCUACACAAAUUCUCCACCAGGAUCAGCUUGUGGUUGUGUAUUGCCUAUGCAGAUUGGCUUGCGUCUCAGUGUUGCACUCUAUACAUUUUUCCCUCUAGUUUCAGAGCUGGCAUUGGAAGUAGCAAAUGGUGUUCAGAUGAAUGCAAGCCAGGUCCGCAUAAUGGGUGCUAAUGCAGACAGCCAGCAACAAGACAAAACUGUUGUGCUGAUCAAUUUGGUACCUCUUACCCCAAGGUUUAGUACUAAUACAGCACUCUCAAUCUACGAGAAAUUCUGGCACAAGCAAGUUGCUAUAAACAAUGUCUCUUUUGGUGACUAUGAAGUAUUAUAUAUUCGUUAUCCAGGGCUUCCUCCCCCACCACCUUCAGCACAAGCAGAUAUUGCGGUCAAUGGCAGGCCAUAUAUUCCUGGAAAUGGUUCGCCAAUAUUGAAACCAAUUGGAGUUGAUGUGAGCAAAAGGAAGAAGAAAUUGGGAGGUAGUUUGCUAACUAUCAUAGCUCUAUCAUCCGCUAUAGCUUUUGUUAUAUGCCUUGGAGUGCUUUGGUUCUUCGUUUUCAAGCAUAGAAACCGCUCUCAACGUUCCAAGCCAUUGCCACCUGUUAUGAUUUCAACCUUCAGGAAGUCCUCAGGCAUAGGAUCUCCAUUAUCUGGCAGUGGACCCAGUUCGGUAUCUUUAUCCUUUGGCUCUAGUGUUCCAACAUAUAAAGGAUCUGCUAAAACAUUUUCGUUAGCUGAGAUGGAAAGAGCUACAAAUAAUUUUGAUCCUGCUAGAGUCCUUGGAGAGGGUGGCUUUGGACGUGUGUACAGUGGCUGUCUUGAAGAUGGGAAAAAGGUGGCAGUAAAGGUUCUCAAACGAGAUGAUCAACAAGGUGGUAGAGAGUUCCUGGCUGAAGUUGAGAUGCUUAGUCGUCUGCAUCACAGAAACUUGGUGAAGUUAAUCGGCAUAUGUACAGAGGAGCAUUACCGUUGCUUGGUGUAUGAACUUGUUCCUAAUGGUAGUGUGGAAUCACAUUUGCAUGGUACGAGUUGUACAGUAAUAGCACAUAAUGUUAACCACUUCUACACAUUCUGCUCUGAGAUUCUUGCUGGACUUUUCCUGAACUUUAAUCACCGUGUUACAGGGGUGGACAAGGACAUCGCUCCACUUGAUUGGGGUGCACGAAUGAAGAUUGCACUUGGUGCAGCUCGAGGUCUUGCAUAUCUACAUGAAGAUUCAAGUCCCCGUGUUAUCCAUAGGGAUUUUAAAUCAAGCAACAUAUUGUUGGAGGAUGAUUUUACACCAAAAGUAUCUGACUUUGGCUUAGCUAGAGCAGCAGUAGAGGAAGGAAGUGAGCAUAUUUCUACACGUGUUAUGGGAACCUUUGGAUAUGUUGCUCCUGAAUAUGCAAUGACAGGUCAUCUUCUUGUAAAGAGUGAUGUUUACAGCUAUGGAGUUGUCCUUCUUGAGCUACUUACAGGAAGAAAGCCUGUUGACAUGUCACAGCCACAAGGGCAAGAAAACUUGGUUGCUUGGGCUCGUCCACUUCUUACAAGCAAGGACGGGCUGGAGAUCAUUGUUGAUCCGGCCUUGUCAGGUAGUUAUCCAUUUGACACUGUGGCCAAAGUUGCGGCAAUAGCUUCUAUGUGUGUUCAGCCUGAAGUUUCUCAUCGGCCAUUUAUGGGUGAGGUAGUGCAAGCUUUAAAACUAGUGUGCAGUGACACUGAUGAGAAAAAUGGAGGAUCAGGAAGCUGCAGCCAAGAGCAGCUCUCCCUGCAUGACUUGGAGACCAAGACCAGCUCUGUGACAUCGGUGCAUUUGGCACAUACUUCACCUAUUGCAGACGAUUGUAGUCAAAAUCUGGAAGCUGGUAGAGCAUUAUCUACUUCAGAUGUCCUUAGUAGCUCAGCAAGGGUUUCCCGACCAACAACUUCCUACAGGAGGCACUCUAGUUCUGGCCCACUAAGAACAAGUAGAAGGCAGCCAUUCUGGCAGAGACUUAGAGGUUUAUCAAGUGGCACGGUGAGUGAACAUGGUGUUGCACUAAGAGCGUGGCCUGGUUUAUAUAGCCACUCAGAUGAGCUUUAGCUGUAAUUAGUGGGAAGGUAACUUGCAAUUGGUGGUCACUGAAGGCCGAUUUCAAAUGUGUGCAGACACAAGAAACUGCCGUGCAUGUUGAAGUUGCAAAGCAAUGAAAAUGUCUCUUUUAUGGGAUGUAUACUGCCAUCUGGGACCAUAAAAACCACGUUGCCCUGUUGUUCAGUGGAAAUGUUGGAGGGAAAGAGUCAUUAAUUCAUGGUACUUAUACAUGGGGGCAUUUGUUAGGAUGUUCCUGCACCAUUCGAAUCGGACUGCUUGGCAUGUUCGUCUCAAGUGCGUGGCAGUUAUGUUCAUGGCUUCUUGCCUCAAGUCAGUUGGUUCAUUGUUCCUCCCUUUCUUGGGCUGAAGAUACGACAUGUCUCUGCUUGCGUUCAUUUCAGUGGCAGCCUUUUUUGUUGAUGUGUGAUGGGCUUGAUGUUGUCAGUUAAAUUUGCUGGACAGGAAUGGCCAGGUUAAAUCAUAUCAGUGCAGUAAUCCGACAAUGGACUGCCUUUUCUAAAAUCUCAGAAAAGAGAGGAAGAAGAGAAAGAAGAUCAUCAUUCUUAGAAGGCCAGAGAGAUAGCUUAGAUACUGCGGCCGUUUAUAUUUUGCACCCAGUCCUCUCCUCCAACCUCACCAAUGUCUGUCUUCUUUUUUCUCCUUUCUGAAAUUGUAUGUUACAUCUGCAUCGAAUAUGUAAAUAUUUGAGCAGUUGCUGUCCAGUUAAAAUAAUUUUACUAAAGCUGGUCGCGUGACCCGCCAAAGAACAUUUUGAGGAAGA